UUUCAGUGAAAUCUCCCGCCACCUGGGAAAGCCGGCGGUGGGCGUUUGCGUCUCUGCACUUUUGGUGUCAUUGCAGGUAACGAUGGAGUUUUCUAAAGGAAAGAGGAAGAAACUGAAGUUGGGAGGUGAUCAGGGGAAUGCUUGCUACCCUCACAGCCUUCAGUUUUACUUGCAGCCACCCACUGAAAACAUAUCUUUGAUGGAGUUUGAAAACUUGGCUAUUGACAGAGUUAAAUUGCUAAAAGCAGUUGAACAUCUUGGUGUGAGCUAUGUGAAAGGAAGUGAGCAAUACCAGAGUAAGCUGGAGGCUGAGAUUCGAAAGGUCAAGUUUUCUUUCAGAGAAAACCUAGAAAACGAAUAUGAAGCACGAAGACGAGAUCACAUUUCUCACUUUAUCUUGCGCCUCGCGUAUUGCCAGUCUGAAGAUCUUAGACGCUGGUUCAUUCAACAGGAAAUGGAUCUCCUUCGAUUUCGAUUCAAUAUUUUACCCAAGGACAAAAUUCAAGAUUUUUUAAAGGACAGUCAUCUGCAGUUCGAGGCUAUAAGUGAUGAAGAGAAAAGUCUCCGACAAAAGGAUAUUAUUGUUUCAUCACCCAGUUUAGGUGGGACUGUGCCGGAGUUAGUUUAUAAGAUCCCUUUUGCUGAUGCUCUGGACUUGUUCCGAGGAAGAAAAGUGUAUUUGGAAGGUGGCUUUGCUUACGUACCACUUAAGGACAUCGUGGCAAUCAUUCUGAAUGAAUUUAGAACCAAACUGUCCAAGGCUUUGGCAUUAACAGCCAGGUCCUUGCCUGCCGUGCAGUGUGAUGAGAGACUUCAGCCUCUGCUUAAGCAUCUCAGUCAUUCCUACACUGGUCAAGAUUACAGCGCACAGGGAAAUGUUGGGAAGAUUUCGUUAGAUCAGAUUGAUUCGCUUUCCACCAAAUCCUUUCCACCUUGCAUGCGUCAGUUACACAAAGCCUUGCGGGAAAACCACCAUCUUCGUCACGGAGGCCGAAUGCAGUAUGGCCUCUUCCUGAAGGGCAUUGGGUUGACGUUGGAGCAGGCAUUGCAGUUCUGGAAGCAGGAAUUUAUCAGGGGAAAGAUGGAUCCAGACAAGUUUGACAAAGGCUACUCUUACAAUAUCCGUCACAGCUUUGGAAAAGAAGGCAAGAGGACAGACUAUACACCUUUCAGCUGCAUGAAGAUUAUUCUAAACAAUCCUCCAGGCCAAGGGGAUUAUCAUGGGUGCCCAUUCCGUCACAGUGAUCCGGAGCUGCUGAAGCAGAAGCUGCAGACCUACAAGAUCUCUCCCACAGCGAUAAACCAGAUUUUGGAUUUAGUAAAAGGCACACAUUACCAGGUAGCCUGUCAGAAGUACUUUGAGAUGACACAUAAUGUAGACGAUUGUGGCUUUUCUUUGAAUCAUCCUAAUCAGUUCUUUAUCGAGAGCCAAAAGAUUCUAAAUGGCGGUAAAGACAUCAAGAAGGAAUCCAUCCAACCAGAAACCCCUCAACCCAAACCAGGUGUCCAGAAAACCAAGGAUGCGUCAUCUGCCCUGGCCUCUCUGAAUUCCUCUCUGGAAGUGGACAUGGAGGGACUAGAAGAUUACUUCAGUGACUGAUGCUCAACCCGUUUUCUCACUAGCUUUCAUUUCCUGCUUUUUUCUUUUUUAACCUUUCUGUUUAACUUCUCCUUCCACCCUACCCAAUCUAUCCAUCUAAUGUCUCAAGCAGGUUUGCAGGUUAAAACAAAGACCUCCACCAUAUUUUGCUUUAACAACGGAAGAAGAAAAAUUUCUCUUGAAAUAUAACACUUACAUGGUAUGUUGAUAUAAGUCCUGCUUUAGGAGAGAAAACAGCUUUCUAGACUGGUUACAGGCCCCUAGAAACAAUAUAGUGAAAACAACUUUUAUUUUAACCCUCAUCAUUGUGAUUUUGAUUCAACCCUUUUUUGGAUCAUUUUUGUUAAUAAAUAUCAAAAUGCAUAUGAGUGUGUCUGUGUGUAAUUGCGGGAGUCAUAUUUUGUCAUAACAGAUUAGACAUUAUGUUCAUUUUUAAAGUGGCACUUUGGAAUAUCCAACACUGUCAAUUACCAGUAAAGAUU
Molecule: messenger RNA, 2082 nt
Organism: Artibeus jamaicensis (Jamaican fruit-eating bat)
Lineage: Eukaryota; Metazoa; Chordata; Mammalia; Chiroptera; Phyllostomidae
Gene: PRIM2
Product: DNA primase subunit 2
Exons: 14
Coding region: 83-1600 (505 amino acids)
Biological process (GO): DNA replication, synthesis of primer
Cellular component (GO): alpha DNA polymerase:primase complex
Source: RefSeq, a predicted model, not a curated record